Lactuca virosa is the source of this 2615-nucleotide messenger RNA. Lineage: Eukaryota; Viridiplantae; Streptophyta; Magnoliopsida; Asterales; Asteraceae. The record is from the annotation of a GenBank genome assembly.
AUGAAGUCUCUCUCUCGUUUAGUGUUACCGUUCAUCGGAAACACAAUUUCACUCGUCCGGAAUCCCACCAAGUUCUGGGACCUUCAAUCCGCCAUGGCUAGAUCCUCUGACAUGGGAUUUUCCGUCAACUAUAUAAUCGGAAGAUUCAUCGUCUUCAUCCGCUCUACCAACCUUUCCCACAAAGUCUUUGCUAACGUCAAACCCGACGCCUUCCACCUCGUCGGCCACCCAUUUGGUAAAAAGCUUUUCGGCGAGCAUAAUCUUAUUUACAUGAUGGGUCAAGAACACAAGGAUUUACGACGCCGUAUUGCCCCCAACUUCACCCCUAAAGCUCUUUCAACUUACACACAGCUUCAACAAGACAUCAUCCUCAAACACCUUAAAUAUUGGAUGGAGUCGCCGGAAUCCAUCAUCCUCAAACACAGCUUCAACAAUAAAUCAUGGAUAGAGUCGCCAGAAUCCUACACUAAACCCUUUCCUCUCCGGUUGCUCUGCCGCGACAUGAAUUUAGAAACCAGUCAGAAUGUUUUCGUUGGCCCGUAUUUGAGUGGGGAUUCGAGGAAGAGAUUCGAAGUGGAUUGCAAUUUCUUCAAUGUCGGAUUAAUGAAACUACCGAUUGAUUUAUCGGGAACUGCUUUAAGAAACGCUAGAUUAGCAGUAUCGAGACUCAUCGAAACCCUCUCCGUUUGCGCGGAGGAUAGUAAAACAAAGAUGAAAACCGGCGAGGAUCCUACUUGUUUAGUCGACUUCUGGAUGCAAGACACUCUCCGUGAAAUCGUCGCCGCGGAAGAAGCUGGAGAACAACAACCACCACCGCACAGCAACACCACCGAGAUCGGCGGCCACCUCUUCAACUUCCUAUUCGCAUCACAAGACGCCUCCACCUCCUCCCUCCUAUGGGCGGUGACGUUACUCGACUCCCACCCGAAGGUCUUGGAGAGAGUAAGAAAACGCCCCUCAAUUUCUAAUGAAGAUUCAAAUGGAACCAUCGACAACGAGGAGCUAAAACGAUGCUUACAGAAGCUGCAAUUUCAAUGCACCGAUCAAGAAAUCGGCGAUCUUUUCGUGUCAUGUGACGUGGACGAUAGCAACGGGAUACAAUUUAACGAAUUCAUUGUUCUUUUAUGUCUGAUUCACCUUCUCGCGGGUCCUUCUUCCUCAUCUCAAUCGACAUCGACAGUGGGGUCCCCGGAGCUCAAAGCAACAUUCGAUACCAUAAUCGAAGCUUUCUUGUUUCUUGAUAAAAAUGGCGACGGAAAGCUGAACAAGAAGGAUAUGAUUAAAGCUAUGAACGAAGAUGACCCGAUGGAGAAAUCGCCUACGCGUAUCACCAAAACCCGAUUCAAAGAAAUGGACUGGAAUAAAGAUGGGAAAGUUAGCUUUAGGGAAUUCCUCUUCUCUUUGAUCGAUUGGGUCGGAUUUGACUCCACCGAUGAAGUGCCUGUAACGCCGAGUUGAUUCCGGUGUACGACAAUGGUGAAAUUAUCAGGCUUUUAGACUCCAAAUCUUCUUCGUGUUAUAUGUUUUUAGUUCAUAUAUAUUCUUAUUUCGUAAAAAUACAAUUUGAGUAUUUACAAUUUUUAUAAUAUAGUUUUUGACAAAAGUGUCCCUUGUCAACAAGAAUCAAAUUGUCUCUCAUUUAAAUUCAUUCAUACUCUUAUGCAUAAUUUUGGGCAAUGAAGAUCAUUCAUAAACAUAAUAUGAUACACAAUCACAAAUCAGAAACAAGAAGAGCAUCCCAAAUUGAAUCCAUGUCUAAAGACGGCAUUCUACUAAGCUGAAUCCCUUCUCUGGCAUCUGGCGGCACCACCACUUUAACCUCUGUCCCACCUACAACCACCACGGAUGCCGGUAAACCUGCCUCCGGCAAUGGUGGUGCUAAGUCAUCAUUACCCUUCGUGUCCACCAUCUCUCUUGACAUGGCUUGCAACUUCGCUUUGAGCAAAGUUGCAGUGUCGCCGUUUAUUGAGUUAGCUUUCAGCUGUUUUUUUAGAUUUGGGAAGUUUAAAAACGCGCAAUCACCUCUUAGAAUAUAUGCAGCUGUAUCAUAUGCAAAUGCAGCAUCUUCGGCUUUUUCAAAUGUUCCAAGCCAUACACGUGUCCGGUUUCUUGGUAACCGGAUUUCGGCUACCCAUUUUCCCCAUUGCCUUUGCCUUACGCCUCUAAAUAGCUUCCUUGGUGAACAUAUUGGAGCGCUUUCGAAUGUCGUAUUUAGAAUAUGUCUCCUGGUGUAUUUCAUUGGUUGAGCUCUGGUAUUCAACCAAUAAUGAUCGCUAGUUGACUUCUGGCUGAUCUUUAGCCAAUCUGUUGGUUGCAGAUUGGCUACAACCUCGAGGUUUUGGAUAAACCUUGAGGUGUUGGUGAAUAAACUUGAAGAUGGUAUGGUGGCUUCUGCGAAGCCACCAAAAUCUGGUGUCAAGAACGAUAAUAUUGAACAAUUGCCGCCAUCGCUUGCUCCAUGAGUGGCGGGGUUAUAUUGAGUGUUUGAAAGGUUGGAAUCGGAAAAUGUUUGUGAGGCUUCUAGUCUUUGAUGAAAAUAAGAAGAAACUUGUGGAAAAAGAUUGUGAUUCUCCAUUAUAAUUGAAAGAGAUGGGAGGUUCAAGUGGGGCAAAGAU